Homalodisca vitripennis (glassy-winged sharpshooter) is the source of this 1963-nucleotide messenger RNA. RefSeq lists its product as uncharacterized. The record is from RefSeq and is a predicted model, not a curated record. Bases 96 to 1682 code for a protein of 528 amino acids. NCBI's taxonomy places the organism in Eukaryota, Metazoa, Arthropoda, Insecta, Hemiptera, Cicadellidae. The transcript has 15 exons.
UUAUCUAACAAUGAACCACUUAAGCUCUAAUACCUCAUUGUUUUCCAGCUCCGUUUGAAAAAACCACUUUUAAUAUCGGCUAUCAACGAGCCCCAAUGUACUUGCUUGUGACAUGUCUCUUAUUUGGAAAUAUAUUUAUUUCUAUUCAUGCAAUUUCAGACUAUUACAAAGAUGGUGAAGGGAGCACUGAUGGAGAUACCAUGUCAUUAGUACGCAGUUUCCUUGCAAAACAUAGAGGAGGAUCCCGGUUUCAAACGUCGCACUUCGGCGCUCAAGACGAGGCACAAAAUCCAUACCUCUUAUCUCCUAGGGAUGUAUCUAGUACCGCAGGUCCAGUGUAUCACAUAUUAUCACCGCAACCAAUCAAUCAAAAGACCAUCCCGUAUUUUAUGGAGGAUCAUGACUCAUCUAGCAUUGCAGUUGGAACACGUAAUUUAGGAAGAAAGAGAGCGAUUAAUGGAUCUAAAACAGAAACAAAUCAAAAAUCCAGCAUAUCCUUAAAACCAGAGACCCAUGCCACCACAUUAAUAAACUCAACAAAUUUAGAUGAACAAGGCUCAAAUAAUCAAGAAAAUAAAACAAUAAAUAAGCCAAUUGAUAAAAUUAACAGCAAUGGGAAACCAUUGAAGACCAACGUAUUCGACAUAAACGAUGUGAAAAAGAUGCUUAAUGAUUAUAAAAUACAAGCAAGAAGUGGCGUACAACUUACCAACAGCAGUCAACCAAAUUUACAAGUUAUGUUGGACAAAUUAAAAUCCAAACAGAACUUAACUAAAGAAGGAAACCAAAGCGUUAAAUUGAAUAACAUGACAAUAAGCGAUGAAAAGCCAGAAUCACCAACAAAACUCGUGAAUAAAUUAAAAGAAGAAUCAAACUUGACUUCAGACGCAGAACUUUUCAUACUAAAAGGAGGACUGAAAUCCCGUUCUGGUAAGGACAUCACUGUUAGAGCAGAUGUACCAAUAAAAUUACCAAGCAACCUGGAGGAUGUCGCAACUGGAGAACCGAACAUUGUAUUAUCAGGUGAAAAAGCAAAUAUAAUUCCACGCACUUUACAAAAUAUAUCGGUUACAUUCCCAGAUUUAAACUUAAACAAAACCAUAAGCAUCACUGGACUCAAAUCAACUGCUUCAGAUAUACACACAUCAAACCAGUUUUCGCCCAGAUCUAGUAACACGUUUGCAACAGACUUUUCUCUUGCAAAACAUCCACCGUCAUCGUCGUCCAACAGUUUAAGAGAAAAUGUUCUUGCGCCUACAAAUAAUUUUCUUUCAAGUUAUUUUGAGCAGGACAAACCAUCUAGUGCAAUAACUGCCUCUCCUGCCUAUUCCCGUGCAAGAAGUCAACAAUCUUCUGUCUCCAAUAAUAACAGAGACAAUUUUCUCACGUGGAAGCCAUCCACCCAUAACUUCCCCUCAAGCGUUGUGGUUCAAGCAAAAUCAAUUGGGGAAGGCAAUGGAUGUAAUGUUGAAGGAAGGUUUCUGUUGGUUGGCGACAAGUGGUUAGAGCCGGGUGUCUGUGGGCUAUUCACUUGUGAACCAAACUCCUUCAGAACAGUUUCAACAGCGUGUCCAACUCUAAUGUAUCAAGAAGGAAGUGGCUGUACUAUAAAGGAGCAAGACAUGAAUCUGGACUUUCCUCGCUGUUGUCCUAUACUAAGUUGUCCCAUAUAUGAAAAAUGAAUAUGACGUCCUGAUAAUAUUGAAUUUAAUCCUAAACUAAAAUUUUUAAAGUUUUCUGACAUACAACGAUAUUGCUUAUUUGUAAAUAGUGUUUUACACGUCAUAUAAUUUUCUCAAAUGUUUAUAAAGUACAUUUUUUAAAGACCUUAUCAAAAUAUGUUUGCUGCUUAUUUCAUUACAGUGCUCAUAUGCAUGUGUUACAUGUAACUGUUCUUUAAGGAAGUACAUAACACUGAUAACCUGAAUAUUUGAGGAUAAAAUGGCUGUAUAUGUAACUUGAA